Messenger RNA from Branchiostoma belcheri (Belcher's lancelet), 877 nucleotides. RefSeq names its product ragulator complex protein LAMTOR3-A-like. The coding region runs from base 58 to 432 and encodes 124 amino acids. Gene Ontology annotation, cellular component: Ragulator complex. NCBI's taxonomy places the organism in Eukaryota, Metazoa, Chordata, Leptocardii, Amphioxiformes, Branchiostomatidae. The transcript has 6 exons. Gene Ontology annotation, biological process: positive regulation of TOR signaling; cellular response to amino acid stimulus. The record is from RefSeq and is a predicted model, not a curated record.
GGACUAAUUUGGUCAAUAUCUUCAGAUAUCUAACAUAACUACGUACUAAGUAAAGGGAUGGCAGAGGAUCUGAAGAGAUACAUCUUUAGGCUGAUGUCAAAGGUGGAUGGACUUUAUGGGAUUGCGAUAACUGAUCGUGACGGCGUGCCAGUUCUGAAAGUGUCCAAUGAGAAUGCCCCUGAGCUGGCUCUGAGACCUGGCUUCCUGGUCACCUUCUCCAUGGCUGCUGACCAGGGCAGCAAAAUGGGACUUGGGAAGAACCAGCGGAUAGUCUGCAUGUACUCAGCCUACCAGGUUGUCCACUUCAACAAGGCCCCCUUGAUGGUCACCCUGGUAGCCAACAGUACAGCUAACACAGGAAUGAUUCUCAGCCUGGAAGAUGAACUAACAGAUGCACUUCAAGAUCUCAGACAAGCGGUGGAUGUUGCCUGAGGUUGUGUCUCUAGCAGCACAUAUAGAACAGUCAGGGCUGGAGACUGAUUUAGUGAAGCAUGCAGGGACAACAGGGACAGCACAAACUAUGCCGGACUUCAACUUAUUAUAAUACUCCCUAUUCAUGCCGACGCCAUCUUGGAUCGAAAAUGAGGCUUGGGGAGCAAGUGCAUUAGACGCGUCCCAGACCUGGGCCGAAGAAAAUGGGGAAAUUCCACUGUUGUGUGCCGAGCUGCACAAACAAUUCUCGCUACAAUCUGGAGACAAAACUGAGCUUUCAUCGGCUUCCACGUGAUAGUUUGUUUGCUCCCCAAGCCUCGUUUUCGAUCCAAGAUGGCUUCGGCAUGAAUAGGGUGUAUGCUGUGUACCGGUUCACUGGACUUGGAUCCCGACUUGUAAGAAUGUUUAGGUUCAAGUCCAAAAAAACCUUAAAGUUAACAACCGA